CAUAUUUCGCUUUCCAGCCAAAGAAAGAGAAUCGAAAGAAUCCUUCUUCUUACAAACACUUCUUCACACACCUCUUCACCCACAUUCCCUCCUCUUGUUUUGCUCUACCCAUUCCCCCCCAUCGUUCUGACAGUUCUUCUGUCAACACUGCGCCCGUCAUGGAAGCCCUACUACACCAGUCCAAGGGCGUCUGUCCUUUCUUGAAGAAAACCUCGCCUGCGACUCUCCGCUCUCUCUCCACCUCGAGCCGCCAGUCGCCAGGUGGUGGCACCAUCACCAACCUGCAAUUCAUUGCUCGACGAUGCCCUGUCAUGAACAAGGCUCUGGCGGUCCAGAGUGCUCGUCUUGGUCAACGCAACUAUGGCAAGGUCGCCACCGGCACUGGUGUCGUCAAGUCGUUGUUGGAGAAGAAAUUGCACACCUCGGCUGAGAAAAAGGCCAGUGUUGACACCAACAUGAUCCGUCCGGCUCAGCACGCACCUCCCCCACAAAAGGCGCAAUCGUUCGUCAAGAAGCCAGACACCUACGCCGGCCCCAGGCCCAAUGCCCCACCAGCUCCGCGCUUCGACUAUGAUGCUUUCUACAACCAUGAACUCGAGAAGAAGCACAAGGACAAGUCGUAUCGCUACUUCAACAACAUCAAUCGCCUUGCGAAGGAAUUCCCACGAGCCCACAUGGCCGGCCCGGAAGAGCGGGUGACGGUCUGGUGCUCCAAUGACUACCUCGGUAUGGGUCGCAACAAGCAUGUCCUGAAGACCAUGCACGAAACUCUGGACAUGUAUGGAGCUGGUGCCGGAGGAACUAGAAACAUUUCCGGCCACAAUCAGCAUGCUGUGGCCCUGGAAAAGACAUUGGCCGAUCUUCAUGGCAAGGACGGAGCUCUGGUCUUCUCGUCCUGCUACGUCGCCAACGACGCUACGUUGGCGACCCUGGGCAGCAAAUUGCCCGACUGUGUCAUCCUCAGUGAUAGCAUGAACCAUGCAUCAAUGAUCCAAGGUAUUCGUCACUCGGGUGCCAAAAAGAUGGUCUUUAAACAUAAUGACCUCGUCGACCUUGAAGCCAAACUGGCUACUCUCCCACCCGAACAACCCAAAAUCAUCGCCUUUGAAUCUGUCUACAGCAUGUGCGGCUCAGUCGCACCUAUCGAGGCCAUCUGUGACUUGGCCGACAAGUACGGCGCUAUUACCUUCUUGGAUGAAGUCCAUGCUGUUGGCAUGUACGGGCCGAGAGGUGCUGGUGUGGCCGAGCACCUUGACUAUGAAGUCUACGCAAACCCUACCCGAACCAAGGAAUCUCAGAAGGGCAGUGUCAUGGACAGAAUCGACAUUAUCACUGGUACACUGGGUAAAGCGUAUGGUUGUGUUGGUGGCUACAUCGCUGGCUCCGCUGCUCUCGUUGAUGCUAUCCGAUCCCUUGCACCUGGCUUCAUCUUCACCACCAGUCUCCCACCUGCAACCAUGGCCGGAGCUCGUACAGCGAUUGAAUAUCAGGCAAGGUACCAAGGUGAUCGUCGCCUUCAACAAUUGCACACCCGAGCAUUGAAGGACGAGUUGACCGGCCGUGGAAUUCCUGUCAUUCCCAACCCUUCGCACAUUGUUCCUGUCCUGGUCGGUGACGCAGAAACUGCCAAGCAAGCUUCUGACAUGCUCCUGUCUGACUACGGCAUCUACGUCCAAUCAAUCAACUACCCGACCGUCCCUCGUGGCGAGGAGAGACUCCGUAUCACUCCUACCCCAGGCCACACUGACGGCCUCCGGGCUGAACUCGUCGAUGCGCUGGAGAACGUCUGGGAGCGCCUCAACAUCAAGCGUGUCGCGGAUUGGGAAGCUCAAGGAGGCUUUGUCGGUGUGGGUGUCAAGGACGCCGAGCCCGUUCAGCCUCUCUGGACCGAUACCCAGCUCGCGCAUGCGGCCCAAGUCGCUGAACCCGAGGUUGCCGACGAAGCGACCGAGGAGCGCGUCAUGCCCAUCGCGGCGGCUGCGGCUUGAGCUUUUCUUCCAUACCUAGGUGUCCAUCGAAAAUGUGAGAAUGGAAGUCACAAGUGCUCGUCGCACUCAGUCAGCGUAUGAGAUGGAAAGCCCACUGUAAGGGUGAGCUGCUGGGGAGAUGAAAGAUUUACAUAUUCCUUGCCUUUUUGUUUCUUUCUUUUUGAAAACGAAACAAAAGGACAAAUGUCCGGCUCGUCAGCCUUUAUAUAUAUACCUACGCACACCCACAUAUAUAUUUUUCCCCUCGAGGUUUUCUUUCCCGCUUCAGGUCGCGAACUGUUGCGGACAAGACAGCAAUGAGAAGACAAUAUAUAUCGCCAAGUACAGAAAAACCUUUGUGCAUCGGC
Molecule: messenger RNA, 2335 nt
Organism: Exophiala oligosperma
Lineage: Eukaryota; Fungi; Ascomycota; Eurotiomycetes; Chaetothyriales; Herpotrichiellaceae
Product: 5-aminolevulinate synthase, mitochondrial
Exons: 2
Coding region: 159-1988 (609 amino acids)
Biological process (GO): heme biosynthetic process
Cellular component (GO): mitochondrion
Molecular function (GO): pyridoxal phosphate binding; 5-aminolevulinate synthase activity
Source: RefSeq, a predicted model, not a curated record